Messenger RNA from Mesorhabditis belari, 2790 nucleotides. The record is from the annotation of a GenBank genome assembly. NCBI's taxonomy places the organism in Eukaryota, Metazoa, Nematoda, Chromadorea, Rhabditida, Rhabditidae.
AUGAAGGUGCCUUCAAACAAGAAAAUCUUCAAGUCGUUCGUUUGGAGCGGGGAGGACCAUUCAUUUGGUGGAUCUCAUUGUGGCCGAGCCGUGCCACCCAGUGGACUCAACCCGUCCUCGCGUCGAGUGCAAAGAAGAAAUCAUCAGCAGUGGUGUCAACCAUCAUUCCCCUCAUCCACCCAUUCUUUCACCACAUCAAAUUUCAUUUCUCACUCCAAUUCUCCACUCGAAUCCCCAACGGUGGCCCCUUUGAUCGGCAGUGGUGGGCCGUGGAUGGCGGCGAGAGGGCCAAGACCCUCGCCUUUUCCAUCACCCACGAGACCGCUGCAAUUGUUGCUUCAUGAAUUGUGUCCAUUGCUGAGUGCUCAUCUACAAUUGGACGAUAGUCCGGAUGGAGGGCAAAUCAAGAGAUUGCUGACAAAUGUGAUCGAAAGCUCUGAGCAAAUUAUUGCUGAACUUGAGCAACUUGCUACAACCGAUUUGUCGAAAUUCGAAUCAGAAUGGGCGUCUUUGACUUGGCCUUGUCUCACCGUAGCUUCAUUGUUACGAGACAAUCCAGGAGACAGAGAACUAAGCGAACUUGAGGAACGGGUGAACGUAUUGGUAGUUUCGUUGGUGAACGUGUGGAGAAAUCCGCUCGCAAUCGACUCAAAUCAUCCAGAGAACAUCUAUUUAUGGCAACAAUUCAAUACGUAUUUGACCUCAGCUCUCCAGUCAAUUCAUUCCCUUUACUCGAGAAGCGAUCUGCACAACGCUCUUCACGAAAUAAACACGUUUCGACAAAAUGAGUUGGCGAUAUGUCUUGGAUCGUUUAAGCAACUUUGUCUAAACUAUUCAAAAGAAGUACUGACAACGGUGAGAGAAUGUCAAGUGGAACGGGUUUCCCUUUGCCAUCAAAUCCCAGCUGACGUGGUUUACCGAGCCGAGACCUAUUACUCGAAAAUUCUCUAUUGCAUGAGCAUCAUAGCAGCUCGAUUGCAGGGUUUCCGCUAUUGGCCUUUCGGUGGUUCGGAUCCGAUUCGACCGUUAAUCGAUUCCGUUUCAAUAGUUGUUGAGCAGUUGCUAGCUGAAUGUCUAUUCUGUAGCGAGCCAACAGCAUCUCCGAUUUUGGUCACCAAUAAUUUAUUCCCAUUUCGAUCGGGUUGUCUAGCAAGAGGACCUGUUUUUUCAUCAUUCACCGUUCAAAUUAUUGGAGAGGAAACCGCGCAAACCAUACAGGAAGAGAUUCGUAAUGCUGUUACCGGUGGCCGUCCUCCAUCAUCAGUUCUUGGUGGCUCGAAAAGUUUCCCUUCAGCUGCACUCCUCGCAAUGAAGCCAACUUCGGGAACAAAGAGAAACAACUCCACUGCAAAUGCAGAAGGUGGAAACACCGCUCAUAAGAAGUCCGACGUGAACUCGAAAGAAGCUGUUCAAUUGGGAGCAACUUUUUCGGAUAAACACGCCACUUGGACGGCUUCAUAUCCACAUUUAUUAUGCACGACAAGGCAAAAGGAUUCCGCUUUGUUGGACGUGAGGUCGAAUCAAAUUGGGAAACGAUCACUUUUCUAUUUUUAUAUUAAAGGUACAAUGUUUUCCUUGCGAGAACAACCGGCGCAUGUUUACACUUUGAGUCUUCCAUUCACGAUUGCAACAAGGAGAAAUCAGGAUUGUCAAGUUCAACGAAUGAUGUCCUCUUAUACAGCUACUUGUUUUUGGUUAUACGGCACUUGUUCUCUAGACGGUCUUGUAUUGAAAUGGACUGAAGCUGAUAUUUCGUGGCAGAACUUUAAAGAGUUGUACAAGGCUCAUUUCAGAUCGACGGCUGAGGUAGCACGUGACCUUUCUGAGGCGGAUUUCCACUUGUUAGAGCAAAAGAUGUGCUGUGAGGAGUGUGAGCCAAAUGAGAGGAUCUUUCAGCAAGAACCAGUGAUGGUAUCAUUCAAGAAUGUCAUGUGUCCCCAUCUCCGAUAUGAAUCCAGCGACGUUUCCUCGAAAUUCAGCAUUUGGAGGGGAUUACUUGAGCUUUUACAGUUCUUCCAAGACGCAAAAACGAACACAAAAGCUUUAUGGGAUGACAAUUAUUUGUUGGGAUUUUUAGACUGCGAUCGAGCAAGAGCUUUGGUGACCUCUCAUCAACCACCAGUGUUGUGUCUUUAUUUGUCCUAUGCUGGAGGAGGAGCCAUAUGUUUUGUAAUGAAACGAGCCAACGGUCAAGUGAUUCAUUUGGAGCCGCUGGACUUGAAGAAAUUGCAGACAAAAAGCCUUAACGAGUAUGUCACUGAUAUUGCUGUUGCGGAAAGGAUCAAUUAUCUUGUUAAUGCAAAUGGUCGCCUUGUGUCAAUCAAUGAAAUAGCAAUGAAAUAUCGAGCUGGAGUCGAGGGAAGGCCUGGGAAAGAGGUUUCCAGUAAUGUCACUCAUCCUGGAUCGACUCAACUGAUGAAUCCAAUGAGUUUCACCCCGGUUCGCAUUGCCGUAGUGACUUGUGAUGAAGAACUCCCACGAGAGGAGAACAAACCGGAAAACGGGAACAGAAUUGGUCUAGACUUGACCUCAAAUGUACCCUUUGUAACUCCAAUGGGGAAUCCCAAUCAACUUGGAAACACUCCCAUCACACCGGCUAGCUAUUGUUCUCAUGUACUCUCAACGACGCAUCUCGGAUCGAAUCAAGAUUUCCUUCUUCAAUUGCGACAAUUGAUGAAGAUACAUGGGAAAGAACCGGAAGAAGUCUUCUCUCAUCUCCAAUAUCUCACUUACUCAAACGGGAACUCGACAAUGCAAGAGACAUCGAAUGGUGCCUAUAAUCUUGGGAUU